Messenger RNA from Aspergillus steynii IBT 23096, 837 nucleotides. RefSeq lists its product as uncharacterized. The coding region runs from base 1 to 837 and encodes 278 amino acids. The record is from RefSeq and is a predicted model, not a curated record. The transcript has 2 exons. NCBI's taxonomy places the organism in Eukaryota, Fungi, Ascomycota, Eurotiomycetes, Eurotiales, Aspergillaceae.
AUGAUACUAUUUGCUGAUCAACCGACAUUCACCUUAGUAAUCCCAGUAAAACAUCAGUCGCCCAACACGGAAACAGCGACCACUCACAACAACAAACAACAUACUGCUCAAUUGAGGAAUCCCCUGAACUCUAUCGAUCUGCUCAACCUGAGCCAGAAUUUCAGGCUUCUUCCUGUUCCGGAAGAUAUUGAUGACCUUGAAAUGACAUCUCGAAAGAUGCAGGACCUCGCUAGAGAAGUCAGUGAGGGAAACAGUCUCGCACUCUACACAGGCUUGAAGGUGGCUUCACAGAAUCCGAGAAGCCUAGACAGCAUAGCAAAAGCAAAUUUGACACCAUACGAGUUGCAGCAGUAUGAACACUGGAGAAAGUCGAGGGAUAGCCACGACAACGGCUGCUACAAGAACGACACCAUGAAACUUCCGGACAUUAACUGGGAGGAAAAUGUGGCACCCGUGCCCAAUGGGGCGCAGAGUCUCAAGAAAUUCCGACAGCGCGCAGAGGCCAUGGAUCGGAUUUGGGGCUACCAGGGGGCCACGCCUGAGCAUGCAUCAUGGCUUACCUACCACUUGACCUCGAUGUUGCCCCUAGUUAAAGCAGUUACGAAGAUCUCUAACCUCGAAAGAAACACCCAGACCAAUAAAUCCUACGCCCGCGAACUAACCGACAUGGAGGUUGCAGAGCUUGAAACGGUGCGCAAGGUUGUGAUUGUCGCAGAGAGGAACAGAUCAAGGGAAAUGGCCAAGGUCCGCAGACUGACCCGAUCCAUCGCUGAUUCGGUCGCAAUCAUGAAGUCGCGUGUGCAUGCGCUUGAGAAAAAACAUGGUCGGUCGUUGUAA